AUGGAAUUCUGGCGCAAAUUAAAGUUACGAUGGGAUUCAAAUGUAACAACUGUCUUGGGUGAUUACACAGCACGUAGUUCACAAGAAUUAACUGUAACUAAAGGUCAGCACGUUCGUAUCGUUCAAAAACAACCUCCUAAUGCGCCUGAUUGGUGUCUUAUUCGUGUAUUAAACGAUUAUCAUCAAAAUCAUCAUCAUCAAAAUCAAUCAAGUCCAUCUUCACUUGCUGCAUCAUCAACGACUAUUACAAAUAUAGCAGCUGAUUUAUCCUUAUCCUUACCUUCAAAAUAUACUGAAGGACUUGUACCAGCAGCUAUUCUUAAAUUAACUCGAACAUCUUCCUCAACUAUUCAAUUACCACCACCUCUAUCUCCUGCAAUAACAACUAGUAGUACAAGUGAACAAGAUGAUAAUUCCAAUAAAAUAGACGAAUUACCAAAUCGAAUACCUCCAUCAGCUUUUCAACUUACAAAACGAAAAUCAAGUUUUCGACGAAUUCUUAAAAAUCCUGCUCGACGUCUUAGUUUAAAAGAUAAUAGUAGUAUAAAUAAAGAUCUAAAACCACAAAUUUCACAUGAUCUAGUAACAAAUUCAACAUCUAUUCUAUCAUCAGAUAGUAAUGAGACUAUAUCUAUUGUUAAUAGAAGACCACCAUUACCAUUUAAUACAAGUAACUCAAGAAAACUCAAAGCAUUUACAUUUACAAAUACUGAAGAUUUGACAUCAUUUCCUGAUGAUACGAAUUCUAUGAGUAAAUCAAUUGAUAAUGAUGGUAUAAAUGGUAUUUACAAAAUGACUGAAUCAUCUUCGUCUCCAUCCAGUGUUGCUACAAUUAUUUCUCCAAUAAGUAAUUUAGAAAAUGAUAUAAUUGAAAUACCACCAUCUUUCGAUAUUCAAUCCCAACUUAAAUUAUCUAUUAAUAGAGAUAUUGAUUCUCCAGCAGCUGUAAGUAAUCAAACGGAGAUCAAUACAGUUGUAAGAAAAUUGGUCAGUACACUUGCACUGGACUCAUCACCCAGGGCCAACAGUGGUGACCUUUCAUCACGUUUACGUAAAGUACGUACAGCUCCAUUAACAACGAUCAGUCCGAUUGAAGAUAAUUCAGUUAUUGCUCGACUUGUUCAGCAUGUUGCACCAAUUAAUAUUGUUUCUGGAUUUUCCGCAAGUGAUUUUCAUAUCCCAGCUGCCUUAUCAAUAAAUACACCAUCCACUGAUGAUACUUCAACGACGAGUAUGCCUUCAUCAUCAACAAUAACUGUGAUUUCCAAUGAUAGUCAAAGUGAACAAAUAGAUGAAAUAUCUUUAAAUGAUACUGAUCAAGCAACAUUAUCAUCAAUAACAAUUAAUGAUGAAGCUGUUGAUGAUCGAACUAAAUAUGGUGGAAAAAGAAGGCAUAAUAUUAUUGAAUUAAUAGAAACAGAAAAAGAAUAUGUCAAAGAUUUAGCAUUAAUUGUUGAGGGAUAUAUGAAUAUUCUUGAAAAUGAUAAGGAAAUCAAAAAACCAACUGGUCUUUCGGGCCGUGAACGUGUUGUUUUUGGUAAUGUACAAAGAAUAUAUGAAUUUCAUCGAGAUACAUUUCUACCACAACUUGAAGGAUGUAUUGAAAAUCCAAAUAUACUUGGUCGAUUAUUUACCACAAAUCGAUUUAAUCCUUAUGUAAGAUACUGUGAAAAUAAACCACGUUCGGAAUAUAUUGUUUCGGAAUAUCAUGAUUAUUUUGAAGAAGUUCGUAAAAAACUUGGUCAAAAAUUGCUUGUAUCUGAUUUAUUAAUAAAACCUGUACAACGAAUAAUGCGUUAUCAAUUAUUAUUAAAAGAAAUUCUUAAAUCAACUGAACGUAUGGGUGAUGAAUCACGUGCUAUACGUAGUGCUUUACAAGUUAUGAUUGAAGUUCCACAACAAGCUAAUGAUAUGAUGAAUGUUGGUCGAAUAAAAGAUUUACCAACAAAUGUACAUCAAUUAGGUGAACUUAAAUUACAAGAUAUGUUAUCUGUUAGUGAACCAAUGUCAUCAAAAGAUACAAAAGAUGCCGAAAAAAAAUUGAAAGAACGACGAGUAUUUUUAUUUCAACAAUCAAUGAUUUUUUGUGAUGAAAUACCAGCGAAAGAUAAAUAUUCAAGUCCAAAUUAUAUUUAUAAAUGUGAACUUAAAAUUAAUAAAUUACAACAUAAAGAAUUUAAACGUAAUAAAGAAUUAUGUCAAUUUACAUUAGUUGAAGUUGAUGCUGGAAAUACUCGUCGAGUUAUAUGUCAAUGUAAAGAUGAUGAACAAUAUGAAUUAUGGGUCACUAAUGUAAAUAAAGUGCUUCAACGUCAGAUGGAUCUUAUUAUAGCUCUAACUAAUCCAACAGCUGCUCUACAAAAAGAGCAAGAUUCAUCCAUGUUAUUAUUUACACAUUCAUCUCGAAAUCAAAUUAGAAAAUCUAUAUCUGAUCGUUCAAGUACAAUAUCAGAAAUCUCAUCAACAUCAUCAUCAUCAUCAUCAUCAUCGAAACAUCCAACAUUAAUUAAUUCUUCCGAUUUAACAAUUGAUAAUACAAAUAAAAAAUCAACAUUAUCAUUUCAUUUAUUUGAUUCGAUAUUAUCACGUUCAAUAACAAAACCUUUAGCAAUAAAUACAUCAAAAAAACGAUCACCUACACGACCACCAUCAUCAUGUCCUCAAACAUCAUUUGAAAUACCUGAACAAGCACGUUGUUUAUAUAAUUAUAAUGCAAUAAAAGAAGAUGAAAUAUGUGUACAUAGAGGCGAAUAUGUUCAAAUAUUAAAUGCUAGUCAAGAUAAUCGUUGGUUUGUACGUCGUCAUGUUAAUCGAACAUCAGCAACUGUUAAAGGUUGGAUACCAGGCUUUGUUAUUGGACUUAAAUAUCCAAAUUCAUCUACUACUACUACAAAUAAUAAUCAUCUAUCCGCAUCACCAUUACCUACUUCAUCGUUAUCUGUUAAUAGUCUUAAUCGUUUCUAA
Molecule: messenger RNA, 2964 nt
Organism: Adineta steineri
Lineage: Eukaryota; Metazoa; Rotifera; Eurotatoria; Adinetida; Adinetidae
Source: the annotation of a GenBank genome assembly